Solenopsis invicta (red fire ant) is the source of this 2807-nucleotide messenger RNA. RefSeq lists its product as uncharacterized. Lineage: Eukaryota; Metazoa; Arthropoda; Insecta; Hymenoptera; Formicidae. The transcript is spliced from 6 exons. The coding region runs from base 203 to 1960 and encodes 585 amino acids. Gene Ontology annotation, molecular function: RNA binding; calcium ion binding. The record is from RefSeq and is a predicted model, not a curated record.
CAGUUCGGAAAGAAGUCGAGUGGAAGUCCGAGUCAGUCCGACUUGAUUGCCCGAAUGAAUAUUGGUUUACACUACACACGUGGUGCAUGAUAUGUAUAUCGACAGCAUAUUUACGACCCGGUGACACUUAACCAAAAGAAAUCGAGUCGUCGGAAGGUGAGAGCACAAUCAGGAAAUCGAAUUUUGUCAAUAUUAUUAUUCAAUGGCUCAGUAUCCGCCCAUUAACGCACGUCUGGCGGUAAACAGGGUAGACUUCAAUCUAAUAACGAACGACGGCGUCCAGCCGCGACUCUACACUCCCGGCGAGGAGAUAUCAAGUCAGCCGGAUUUCUUAAGAGGUCAUGGAACCUAUGUCGAUGAGGAUAAAACAUUGCGUGCAUCAGUCGCUGGUAUCCUGGAGAAGGUGAACAAACUUAUAUCGAUCAGGCCAUUAAAAGCUCGUUACAAUGGGGAAAUUGGUGAUCUUAUCGUAGGAAGGAUAACAGAAGUACAGCAAAAGCGUUGGAAGGUUGAUGUAAAUGCCAAGCUUGAUGCAGUUCUAUUAUUGUCUAGUGUUAAUUUGCCUGGUGGUGAAUUGAGAAGAAGAUCCGCCGAAGAUGAGCAGACGAUGCGUAGGUAUUUGCAGGAGGGAGACCUGAUAUGCGCGGAGGUGCAAUCGAUCUUCGCCGAUGGCUCGCUUUCUCUACACGCGCGAGUGUUGAAAUAUGGCAAACUGUCGCAGGGGAUAAUGUUGAAGGUACCGCCGAUGUUGAUCCAACGCAAGAAAACGCAUUAUCAUACUCUAGAAAGCGGCGCCAUUCUAAUACUUGGCUACAACGGCUAUGUGUGGAUCGGCGCAAAUAUUCAAAACGUCGAUAAAUCCGAGGGUGGUUUCACGGAGGAUCUGUCGAAGAUUCCAGUGGAGAACCGCAACAACUUGGAAACAGGUAGUCGGCAAGUAGCGAGAGACAUGGACGCAUGUUUCAAUGCCUUUGAUAAAGACUGCGACGGAUUCCUGUCGAUCUCGGAAUUCGAUCUUAUAUGCCGCGCGUUGUUUCGAAAUGACCGCGGCAAAAUUUACGGCCUCGAGGAAGAUCAAUUGCGUGAGGUGUACUCGAUCUUUGAUCUUAAAGGCGAUGGCGUGAUUGACAGAGAAGAAUUCGAGGUCUGCUGGAAUCGAUGGAUCAAAAUAUGUACGCGUCCCAAAAGCGCCUUCCUAAUUGUGGAUGUGCAAAAUGACUUUAUAACAGGUUCCUUGAACAUAAAACACUGCGCCGCGCAACACGACGGUACGGAAGUAAUCGAACCAAUAGUAAUCGAACCAAUUAAUCGAUUGCUGGAAACUGUGCCGUUUGACUCGGUGUUUUAUUCCUUGGACUGGCAUCCCGUGGAUCACGUAUCCUUUAUUGAUAAUUUGCACUUGAGGGAGGUAGACAUCAGCAGCAAUAUUUCAAAGGAAGCGGCACGAGUAUACGACACUGUAACGUUCCGAGGUCCACCGUUGCAGAAGCAACGUUUGUGGCCGCGUCACUGCGUGCAGGAUUCUUGGGGUGCCGAGCUUCACAAAGAUCUGAAGAUCCUCGACAACGCGAUUAAGAUUUACAAGGGCACAAACCCAGAGGUCGACUCCUACUCGGUCUUCUGGGACAACAAGAAGCUCACCGAGACCACGCUAUCGUCGCAGCUGCAGGAAAAAGGCGCCACUGAUAUUUACAUCUGCGGACUGGCUUACGACGUUUGCGUGGGUGCUACUGCAGUGGAUGCGCUCACAAGCGGUUACCGCACUAUAUUGAUCGACGAUUGCAGUCGCGGCGUAGAUCUCGUCGACAUUGAAAAAACCAAAGCCACCGUAAUAGCUAGCAACGGCGUGAUAGUAAACUCCAGCCAGAUCAAAGCUAUGGUGGAGGGAAGAGACCGACGACCGGAACUCGGCUACAAACUUGCAUUGGAAAUUAAACAGAAAAUGAAUCUCGGUGAAUAAUUGUAGCAGAUAGUGUAGUAUACCUAGAAACAUUUGUUUGGUAGAUUAACGUGAAAAGUCAUAAUCUCAUAUUUUGAAGCAGAUCUUAUAAACAUAGAACAGCUGAAAAUGAAAAAGAUAAAAAAAAUGUAAAGAUGUAUUAUAGAAUGGAUAUACCUUUUUUUUGUUGAGCGAUAAGACAGAUAUUAAAUUAGGCAUUAGAAAGUAAGUGUUGAAUUUGUUAAUAAGUCUGUUAUCUUUUUGAAAGAUCUUUUAGGAAGAAUUUUUUAGGAGAGAUAAAAUUUAUAAAGCUUGGAUUUAAGAUCUGAAAUGAGUGAUAUAAGCAUUUAAACUUAGUACAGAUAUGUAUAAAAUUUAGUUGAUUUUAGAAUUUAACGAGAAAGAUAUUUAUUAAGUAUUUAUUUAAAAAAUAAGUGUAAGUUAAUUGAGUCAAGGAUGAUUUAUCUAUGUACAUGUAGUACAUAUAUUAAUGAGAAUGAAGUUUUUGUUGAGAAUAAAGUUUUCAUAAUAGGUUCUUGCAAAAGUAUAUUAUAUUAGGAAAUAAUGAAAGAUAAAAUUAAAGAUUAGAAUGUUGCUUGUCGAUACAUGCAAAAUUAUUAAUAAUUUUAAAUAUGUUGGAAUUAAGAAAUAUAAAAAUUUUAAGCAUUGAGUUUUAUUAUCAUACAUUUUCUUUAUAUUAAAAAUACAUGACAAUGUACGCAUUAUAGUUUGAUUUUAUUACAUAAAUUAUUUUAUUUCAUUAGAAAUAUUUAUAGAUAAAAGCUUUAAUGUUUAUAGGUAUGUUUAUGUAUGUAUAUAUUAGAAAUAUAUAAAAAAUAUAUAAAAUAAAUAAAAUGUAUUAAAAAUA